Nicrophorus vespilloides is the source of this 4246-nucleotide messenger RNA. RefSeq lists its product as uncharacterized. The transcript is spliced from 10 exons. Gene Ontology annotation, biological process: protein phosphorylation; regulation of mRNA processing; spliceosomal complex assembly. The record is from RefSeq and is a predicted model, not a curated record. Gene Ontology annotation, molecular function: ATP binding; oxidoreductase activity; protein kinase activity. NCBI's taxonomy places the organism in Eukaryota, Metazoa, Arthropoda, Insecta, Coleoptera, Silphidae. Bases 254 to 4069 code for a protein of 1271 amino acids.
CGUGAAUUGGUUGGUGGUUUCGACGGUGGUGCCGUGAUGAUGGGUUGCGUGCGGUGCGGGAACCAACAGUAACUAACUAUCCAGUGCAAUCCAGUGCCAGUGCCUACCUUGCUUAUUGUGUCUAGAAACGUCCGCCAUAAUCAAAUAAAUAAUAAAGCGAGUUCGCGAUAAAAUGAUGCAAAUAUCCGUUUGACAUAUCCGUGAAGUUUCGUUAUUUUUGAUACAGUACAUUUACAAUUAGGAGAAAGUGAAAAUGAGCUCGAAAUCCGACGUGAAUAGGAGAGUGCUAGCGAUACAGGCAAAAAAGAAACGACAUAAGCCUGGCAAGAAGAAGGGCAAAAACGACGAGCUAAAUGGACAAGGGGCCGGCAAUCGCAACAACCAACGAUUCGAGCCGUCGCACAGUUCCAGCAACGAGACGAUCGAAGAUGCCGACGGCCAAUAUUCGAGCGAGGAAGAGGAGGAGCAGGAGGACAGCACCGACUACCGCAAAGGGGGUUAUCAUCCCGUCAAAAUCGGUGACACCUUUUUGAGUCGGUACCAUGUGUUCAGGAAACUUGGUUGGGGUCACUUCAGCACCGUCUGGCUAUGCUGGGACAUCGAGGAUAAACGAUUCGUUGCCCUCAAAAUUGUCAAGUCAGCCCAGCAUUUCACCGAAACCGCUCUCGACGAGAUCAAGAUCCUCAAGUCCGUUCGCGAGUCCGAUCCGGAAGAUCCGAAGAGGAACAAAACGGUCCAAUUGCUUAACGACUUCAAAAUCAGCGGCGUAAACGGCGUUCACGUCUGCAUGGUCUUUGAGGUGCUUGGGCACCAUCUCCUCAAACUGAUUAUCAAGUCCAACUACAAUGGCAUCCCCCGGGCCAAUGUUAAGGUUAUUAUGAGGCAAGUCUUAGAAGGUCUCGACUAUUUACACACCAAAUGCAAAAUUAUUCACACUGACAUCAAACCAGAAAAUGUCCUCAUCUGUGUCAGUGAGGAGUAUAUUCGCAAGCUAGCUUGUGAGGCAGCUGAGAUGCGCCAGCUCGGAUUAAAACUGCCCACCUCCCUUGUCAGCACUGCUCCCAUCCAAGAAACACCAAGCAACAUAAAAAUGAGCAAAAAUAAGAAAAAGAAAAUGAAGAAGAAAGCCAAACGCCAAAACGAACUUCUCAAGCGACAAAUGGAACAAAUCAAUGAGUUGGAUGAGCAGAAGAAGGUGAAGGAGAAUGGUGAUAUUAAUGGAGAGAUUGCUGAAUGCAAUGGGGAAGCUAGUCCUAGUCCAGAAAGUACCCCAGAGAAUGAGAGUAAAUUGCCAAAUGGUUGCGGAGACGAAUUAGGACUGGGAGGUGGUGAUGAUAAUCAAGAACCAAAAUCACCAACAGAUAAUUCAGCCACACUCAUGUCUGAGGAUGAUUCACCUUCAGUUACUUUAAAGAGUGAACCGAAACAGCCAGAACCUGACCCAGCAUUCACUGAAUGUGAAUUUGAGGUAAAAAUCGCCGAUUUAGGUAAUGCCUGUUGGGUGGACAGACAUUUUACAGAAGAUAUACAAACUCGCCAAUACAGAUCUCUGGAGGUCUUAUUGGGAGCUGGUUACAGCACAUCUGCUGAUAUCUGGAGCACUGCCUGCAUGGCAUUUGAACUGGCCACUGGUGAUUAUUUAUUUGAACCUCACUCUGGAGAAGAUUACAGCAGGGAUGAGGACCACUUAGCCCAUAUAAUUGAAUUAUUAGGUGAAAUUCCUCGUAGGAUAACAAUUUUGGGGAAAAACUCUAAACUGUUCUUCAAUAAAAAAUCUGAGCUGAAGCAUAUAACAGGACUUAAGCCUUGGUGUUUAGAAGAUGUAUUAACUGAGAAAUAUGAAUGGAACCGUAAACAGGCUGAGGAAUUUGCUGCUUUCCUGAAACCCAUGUUGGAUUUUGAUCCUGACAGGCGUGCUACAGCUGCACAAUGCUUACAACAUCCAUGGCUAAACGCGCCAAAUUGUUCCGAAAUGUCCGAUCUGAAAAUAGGAGUGCUGGGCGCCGGUGUCGUGGGCUUGACUACAGCGGUCGAGCUCCAAAAGGAAUUCAGGCAAGCCCAAAUCGAUGUCGUCGCGGAUAAAUUCUACGAGGAUACUACAAGCUUUGUAGCUGCUGGCCUCUUCAGACCGGGAACUAGCUUCUGUGGACCCACCGAAGAUAUAACACGGAAAUGGAUAAGCGAUGCGUACUACUAUUGGGACGAGAUUCGAAAAACUGCGGAAGCUCCGGAUGCUGGUGUGACCCAAAUGUCCGGUUACAUAUUCUCUAGCAAAUUUCCCGGUUUAGUCCGUAACCAUUACAUCGAGAAAAUCGUGCCGAUUUAUCGAUCGGCCACCGAAGAGGAAUUAAGCAUAUGCCCUGGAAACUGGAAGUACGGCUCCUACUUCACUACGCUCCUGACUGAAUGCAGCCGUUACCUACCAUGGGCAACGAAGAGAUUCACUGCAAACGGCGGGAAAAUAACUACAAGAAAAAUCGAGAAUUUUUCUGAAUUCCAAAAUCAAUACGACGUCGUUGUUAACUGUACCGGGCUCGGAUCCAAAUUCUUGUGCAACGACUAUAAAAUUGUUCCCAUGCGGGGUCAAGUCCUAAAGGUCGAGGCAAAAUGGAUAAAGACCUUCUUCUACGGCGACUAUGAUACGUAUAUAAUCCCAGGAUUUGAAUCCGUGACUCUAGGCGGCUGUAGGCAGUACGAUUCCUAUGAUUUGUCUGUUAACAAGUACGACGGCAUGGCUAUCAAAGAAAGAUGUGAGGCUUUACUACCGAGCCUGAAGAACGCCAAACUUGUUGCACAGAGGGUCGGGCUUCGCCCUCACAGGGAUCCCGUGAGAGUCGAGAAAGAAUUGGUCAACUGCAACGGCAGUAAACUUAAGGUCGUGCACAAUUAUGGACACGGAGGUUACGGAGUUACCGUCGCUCCCGGCACUUCGCUAUACGCAGUCAAAUUAUUGCCAGGAUUAGAGAAGAAGUCUUUCAGUUGCCUCACUUCUUUGCCCGAAUCCAAGAGCUCCGUAUGCAACUCCAGGGCUGUUAGCAGCAAUCUAUCCUUCAAUAAUUUCUUUGCCACAUCAUUAGUUGCCAGUAUUCUUGUGAAUCCUACACAACAAUACAGCACUGUUUGUCCAACACCCCAAAAACAGGCAUACAAUGGCUGCAUGGGUAGGCUUGAAAAUCUAUACACUGAAGCUAUAGCUGCACUACUAACUAUUCCUGAUAUCAAUGGAGUCACAACCCCCAUGACAACUAUUACUUUCAGAAUGAAUAUUGACUUUCCUGAAGACAGUGACUCAAGUGAUGAAGACUAUGUCCCAGCUGGAGCAGCUGAUGUACCUUCUGAGGUAGACUCAGAUGGUGAUCCAGAGGAUCCUUUGUCAGAUUCAGAAAGCCUUGAUAAACGUGGAGCAAAACGCAAAAAGAAAAGUUCCAAAUCUAAGAAGAAAAAGAAAACAGAAGAAGCUAAUGAAGACAAUGCAGAAACCCUAAAGACUAGUCAGGAAAAGUCAGAAGCUACUGAGGAAGACAAGAAGAAACAUGCAGAUUCACUGUGGGCGAGUUUUAAAAAAGACACAGGUUUUAAGAAGAAAGCAAUUGACGACAAGAAAUCUACCACUAGUAGCGAACCAAUAAAAAAAUCGGUGGUCGCAGAUGAGAAACCGGUUAGUAAAAGCGAACCGGCAAAGGUGAAGAUUACGGAAGUGUUCGAGUUUGCUGGUGAGGAAGUCAAAAUCGAAAAGGAAGUUGCGGCGGAUUCGGCUGAGGCCAGAUUAUCCACGGCAUCGGGUUCUGCACCACCGGCGAAAUCGCGUGGUGGUUUAGGAGGAAUUGGAUCAGUAUUAAAUCAGCUUGGCAAGAAGAAGAAGAUUAGCACUCUAGAGAAAUCCAAAUUGGAUUGGAAUAAAUUUAAGAAGGAAGAGAAAAUUGAGGAGGAAUUAGAUAAAUAUAAGAAGGGAAAGGACGGGUAUUUGGAGCGUCAGGACUUUUUGCAACGAGCGGAUCUGCGUAGGUUUGAAAUUGAAAAGGAAAUUAGGACAAUUGAACGAAACAAGCGUAUGAACAACGUACAAUAAUACUUAAUAUUUAUGUUAUUAAUAAUCACAUUCCACAUCAUUCUCAUCAUUUUUGAACAUAAAAUACAAGUAUUUAAUGGUAAUUUAUUUAUUCGAAUUAUUUAAACUGUCAGACAUUCUUAAGUGUAUUUUCAAGUAUACUUAUGCCGCAAGUUCAAAAAGCGUUGAUACGAGUGU